Messenger RNA from Malania oleifera, 414 nucleotides. RefSeq lists its product as uncharacterized. NCBI's taxonomy places the organism in Eukaryota, Viridiplantae, Streptophyta, Magnoliopsida, Santalales, Ximeniaceae. The coding region runs from base 1 to 414 and encodes 137 amino acids. The record is from RefSeq and is a predicted model, not a curated record. The transcript has a single exon.
AUGCAGAAGAUGGAAAAGAUACUGAAUGUUCUGCACUGCACCGACAAGAAGAAAGUUCUCUACGCUACUUUUCAGCUGGCAGGAAAAGCUGAGAGAUGGUGGAUGGUUGUAAGUAUACUGGAGGAACAGAGGGCUAAUCCAUUAGGGAUGACAUGGAGCUGCUUUAAGGAGGUAUUCUUCGAGAGAUACUUCCCGGCCACCACUUGUGAUGCGAAGGCAGACGAGUUCUCGAGUUUGACUCAGGGGACCCUAACAGUGCAGAGUUGCGCAACUAGAUACAUCGAGAUGUCUCACUUUGCGCCGUGUAUGAUCUUGAACGAGUAUGAAAAGACUCAGAAGUUUGAGAAGGGUCUGAGGAAGGAUAUUUGCAGGCUAGUGGGAAUUGUUGGCCUAAUCAAGGCUUACAACUCUUGA